GUAUGAACAUUUGCCCAAAGGACGCGGUGUGUAGGAAAUACACUGAGAUGUACACGUCAGCUGCUGAUUUCUGCAACACCAUAUGGGAUGGCGGAUAUCACGUGGUACCAGACACCGAACCCUGCAUGGAGUUUAGUUUCGAUCCAGCAAAACCAAAUCCGAACAUCCCUGUGUCUCGAGCCGCUGCUGAGAAAAAGGCAGCUGUGUCUGGGACUUCCGGACUCAAGAUGUAUCUCCCGUCAGGGCUUUUUGUUCUCUUUACGCUGUUCUUACUGUACACUGCCCCUCCACUGUUUUAGUUGUACAGUGUGUCUACCUGUAUUAUAUAGCAUUUUUGGAUUUAAAAGUCUUUUUCGCUUUAAUCUUUAUUUUAUGAGUUUUUGAAUGACAUAUUUAAUCAAUGAACAUUGAAAUUAAACUUUUGUAGUUGAAAACCGUAUAUCUGCAGGUUAAUUUUACCAUGACAACAACCAAUGGUCGAAAGGGAACAAUUUGCUCAUUGUUUCAUAUUUCUGUUUUCACAGAAUAUUUGAUAACGAAAAUCACCUCUGUCACUCGGACUAUUACGAUUGUAGCUGAGAGUAACGCAUCUAACGUGACCAAAAAGUUCAUAUUUCCAUGUUCCUUUUGUUGAUCUAUUUCCGACUGUUUCAUGUCAGUGGACGUACAUUUUAUGCAUGUCAGUGUUUGGAUAUGUAAGCUAAUCUUAAUAGGACUUUUUUAUUUGAAUUUGUAAAAUCAUUAAAAGAAAACAUAGUCGUAUAACGCAUGUAAUGCUGGUAUAUUACAUCUUUAAUUGCAAGAUAUGCGUACAUACCUGUACACCACAAUUUUAUCGCCUUAUUUCUCCUGCACUCAAAUUUGUGUGUUUUUAGCGUAAAAAUUAAAUCACCUUU
Lingula anatina is the source of this 896-nucleotide messenger RNA. RefSeq names its product riboflavin-binding protein. The record is from RefSeq and is a predicted model, not a curated record. NCBI's taxonomy places the organism in Eukaryota, Metazoa, Brachiopoda, Lingulata, Lingulida, Lingulidae. Gene Ontology annotation, cellular component: external side of plasma membrane. Gene Ontology annotation, molecular function: signaling receptor activity.